Messenger RNA from Mollisia scopiformis, 774 nucleotides. RefSeq lists its product as uncharacterized. Lineage: Eukaryota; Fungi; Ascomycota; Leotiomycetes; Helotiales; Mollisiaceae. The transcript has 3 exons. The record is from RefSeq and is a predicted model, not a curated record. Bases 1 to 774 code for a protein of 257 amino acids.
AUGGCAAAAGGUCAUCCGUUCUGUGAAUGGCUUCUUCGUAGGCUGGGACUGUAUAAGGCGCAGCUCAAUCCCAAGAGCAGUGAAGGAUGUCUUGGUCAAAGCAUGUCCUCUGGGAUCUCGGACUCUGUAAGCAAACGAAAAGUGGCAUCUUCGAUCGAACCAUGUCUUCGCAAUGAAUCGGAAUCCAAACUCAUAUCUCUCCCUUUCGAGGUACGAGCCAUGAUCUGGCAGUAUUAUUUCGACGGAGUAUCCGUGAACUGUCGAAUCCGAGACAAGAGAUCAAAACUUGCUGCCUUGCUGCCCGAAAAGAUGAAGGGCUGUGGUCUCCCAGCUAUCGUCUUGACAUGUCGGAAAUUAUAUCCAGAAAUAAUCGAUGCAAUGUGGAAACACUGUAUCUUCCAAACAGAUGCUCCUACUAUCCGGUAUCUCGACCGAUUCGUACUCCCUCGACACAUGGAUUCUACUGCCCACAUCUCGAUAACAUGGCGAUAUGCGAUAGGGAAAGCACCGAGAGCCAAUACAACUGCCAGAUUAGAAUGGGAAGAAGGCACAUGGGGCCCAGUUUGGCGGGGGCAGAAAAAGCAAUUGAUAGGUUUCAUGAUGGAAGUCAAGGGACUUGAGGGGCUGAGUGUGAUUAUUGAAGAUGGAGAGGUCGUUCAUUAUUUGGGGUGUGAAAUUCCUUGGAAAGAUGGACGGUGGUUGUAUGAUCGAAAGACGAUGAAUGAAUGUGUCAUUGAUAGCUUAGAUAAUCCAGAUUGCGACUGCCGAGCUUGA